AUGGAAGAGGCAGCAACAACACCUGCAAAACCGGUACUGAUACCAACAACGGCAACAGAAGCAGCAGCAGCCCCACCACCACCACCACCACCUACCGAAAGAGUCAUGGAAGCCCCACCACCACCAACAACAAUGGCAGCCACAUCGAAAACAUUACCAAAAUGCCAGCCCUGGUACUCCCCCGUCGGUCAAGAGCUUGGGAGGUACCAAGACUUGGGUACCAAGAACAAUCGGGCCCCCGAUAGUGACCUUACCUGGCUUCAGGUCCACGAUACUGAUCAGGCGUGGCUUCAGGCUCCUGAUAGUAACCUGGCGUGGCUUCAGGUCCCUGAUAGUGACCUGGCGUGGCUUCAGGUCCCUGAUAGUGACCCUGCGUGGCUUCAGGCUCCUGAUAGUGACCCUGCGUGGCUUCAGGCUCCUGAUAGUGAGUGGCUUCAGGCACCUGAUAGUGACCUGGCGUGGCUUCAGGCUCCUGAUAGUGACCUGGCGUGGCUUCAGGCCCCUGAUAGUAACCUGACGUGGCUUCAGGUCCCUGAUAGUGACCUGACGUGGCUUCAGGUCCCUGAUAGUGACCUGGCGUGGCUUCAGGCUCCUGAUAGUAACAUGGCGUGGCUUCAGGCUCCUGAUAGUGACCCUGCGUGGCUUCAGGUCCCUGAAAGUGACCUGACGUGGCUUCAGGUCCCUGAUAGUAACCUGGCGUGGCUUUCCUGA
Haliotis rubra (blacklip abalone) is the source of this 711-nucleotide messenger RNA. Its product is annotated as foot protein 1 variant 2-like. The record is from RefSeq and is a predicted model, not a curated record. Lineage: Eukaryota; Metazoa; Mollusca; Gastropoda; Lepetellida; Haliotidae. The transcript has 3 exons. Bases 1 to 711 code for a protein of 236 amino acids.